This is a messenger RNA of Dracunculus medinensis (Guinea worm), 351 nucleotides long. NCBI's taxonomy places the organism in Eukaryota, Metazoa, Nematoda, Chromadorea, Rhabditida, Dracunculidae. The record is from the annotation of a GenBank genome assembly.
AUGCAAACUAUCGAGAAAGCGUUACAUCAUCCAAUGCCAUUUACAACCGGUGGACAAACAAUAACUGAUCGACUUACUGCAGCAAAACAUUCAUUAGCUGGAAGUCAACUCGGCAAGACGAUAUGUAAAGCAACAACUGAGGAAUUAAUGGCACCAAAAAAGAAACAUCUUGAUUAUUUAUUGCAUUGUACGAAUGAACCUAAUGUUUCUAUACCAUCGAUGGCAAAUCUUCUCAUUGAACGAACGCAGAAUCCCAAUUGGACUGUUGUUUAUAAAUCACUUAUUACUAUUCAUAAUAUUAUGUGUUAUGGAAAUGAGGUCAGUUUUCAUAAUUUUUUAAAAAAUCGGUAG